GCACGACACAGAACAUGAGCCUUUGACCUUUCAGAAUAGUUUUCCUGCUUGCUUUGGCUUCUUGCGAACCUAACACUGAUGCAAAAGCUGAGAUCUCAUAAAAAGACCUAUGAGCAAAGUACUAGAACCCUUGAAAAAGGAGUACCAUCUCACUCUCAGCUGACACAGCUGGGGAGGCUGAGGAAGGCAGAAGACGCAGACAAGAGGCAGAUCUCGAUAAAAUGGAGCUUGAGGAUGAUAUAACCAAAGAUCACAGAAGAUAUUCGGAGGAGAUGUCUUUAAAACCAGAAGCUUACGUGGAGAAAAAAACUGUCUUUAAAUACAAAGUCAUCUGUGCUGUUCUGCUGUGUGCUUUGGUGGCUGUAUCCCUGGGACUAGGUUUAGGACUAGGACUCAACCGUGGCAAGCAGGAACAAGCCAGCUGCAGACACAGGUGCAGUGAGCCACACGGGAAAGGUGUGCCUGGCUGCCAGUGUGACAGCAGCUGCAAGGAGCGUCAGGACUGCUGCUGGGACUAUGAGGACACCUGUGUGGAGCCAACCCGAUCUUGGAAGUGCACUAAUUUCCGUUGUGGUGAGACAAGAAUACCUGGAAGUUACUGUUCUUGUUCUGAUGACUGCUUGCAGAAAAAAGACUGCUGUGUAAAUUACUACAGCAUUUGCAAAGGUGAAACAUCUUGGGUAGAAGAACCAUGCAUGUCAAUUGAAACUUCUCAGUGUCCAGCUGGAUUUCCUCACCCACCACUUAUCCUUUUUUCAAUGGAUGGAUUUAGAGCAGAGUAUUUGGAAACUUGGAGUUCUUUGCUGCCAAAUAUUGAAAAACUCAAAAUGUGUGGCACACAUUCAAAAUACAUGAGAGCUGUUUACCCCACAAAAACCUUUCCAAACCACUACACUAUUGUCACAGGAUUGUAUCCAGAAUCUCAUGGUAUCAUUGAUAACAACAUGUAUGAUGUAGGCUUGAACGCGCAUUUCUCACUUUCAGGGGAGGAAAAAUUCAAACCUGCAUGGUGGAAAGGGCAACCAGUCUGGCUGACAGCAAUGUACCAAAAUUUGACAGCAGGCACCUUCUUUUGGCCCGGCUCUGAUGUUCCAAUUGAGGGAACAUACCCCACCUUGUACACCAUAUACAAUGGUUCAAUUCCAUAUGAAGAGAGAAUUUCAGGAAUACUGAAAUGGCUUGAUAAUGACCAACCUAAGAGGCCUGAUAUAUACACUUUAUAUAUUGAAGAACCAGAUUCUUCUGGACAUUCAUUUGGACCAGUUAGUGCUGGUGUAAUCAAAGCCUUACAGGCAGCAGAUCAAGCACUGGGGAUGCUAAUGGAUGGACUUAAACAAAGAAACCUGCACAAGUGUGUAAACCUCAUUGUUUUAGCUGAUCAUGGGAUGGAGAAGACCUACUGUGAGCAGUUAGAAUACAUGACUAAUUACUUCAAAGAGGUGGAUUUCUACAUGUAUGCUGGGCCUGCAGCUCGCAUUCGAGCACAGAAUGUUCCAGACAACUAUUAUACCUUUGACUCAGAAGGAAUCGUUAAAAACCUCACAUGCAGAAGAUCCCCUCAGCACUUCAAGCCCUACCUGACCCCUGACUUGCCCAAACGAUUCCACUACGCUAACAACGUGCGCAUUGAUAAAGUUCAUCUUUUGGUGGAUCGACAGUGGCUGGCUGUGAGAGAUGAAAGUUACACAUUUUGUGGUGGAGGUGACCAUGGCUAUAACAACGAAUUUAAAAGUAUGGAGGCUAUAUUCUUAGCAUAUGGCCCAAACUUUAAAGAGAAAACAGAAGUGGAUGCUUUUGAAAACAUUGAGGUUUACAACCUUAUGUGUGUAAAUAAGGCAAGCUCAUCUCAUUUGCCAUAUGGGAGACCCAAAGUUCUUCAGAAGGAAAAUGUCUACUGCCUCCUUUCCCAUCAUCAGUAUGUGAGUGGAUACAGCUCUGAUAUCUGGAUGCCACUGUGGACUGCAUACACUGUGAAUAAGCCUGAAAACACAUCUCCUCUUCCUCCCACUGUUUCAGACUGUCUGCGGGCUGAUGUUAGAAUCCCUGCUGCUUGGAGCCAAAAUUGUUCCGACUACCCAGAAGGGCUGACCUUGACCCACAGUUUCCUCUAUCCUCCCAACUACAAUUCAUCUGUUCUUGAACAGUAUGAUGCCUUACUCACCAGCAAUAUUGUUCCCAUGUAUAAAGCUUUCAAAGAAAUAUGGGACUAUUUCCAUGAUGUGCUUCUUCAGAAGUAUGCUAGAGAAAGGAAUGGAGUAAACGUUAUCAGUGGACCAGUGUUUGAUUACAAUUAUGAUGGCCAUUUUGACAGCCCUGAAGAAAUUAAGCAGUAUGUAAACAAUACAAAAAUCCCUGUCCCAACCCAUUACUAUGUGAUUCUGACAAGCUGCAAGAACACAUCCUAUACUCCACUGAACUGUUCAGGGUCCUUGGAUGCUUUGUCUUUUAUCAUUCCUCAUCGACCUGACAACACUGAAAGUUGUGCUGAAAAUAAGAUGCCUUCUGAAUGGGUUGAAGAAAGAGUUCAGGCUCAUGCUGCACGUGUUCGGGAUGUGGAGCUGCUGACUGGGCUUGACUUUUACCAGGAAAGAAAUGAAUCUGUCUCUGAGAUCUUGCGGCUAAAGACAUUUUUGCCAAUAUUUGAGAUUGAAAGUAACUGAUUAUCUUUGAAAAAUGGAUCAGUGCUUGGAAGAAGGAAAAAUUCAGUGAUUUCACUUAUUUUCUUGCUUAAGUAUGUGGGAGUAUUUUUCAAAUUUGUGUUUUUCAGUCAAGUGUUUUGU
Molecule: messenger RNA, 2780 nt
Organism: Ficedula albicollis (Collared flycatcher)
Lineage: Eukaryota; Metazoa; Chordata; Aves; Passeriformes; Muscicapidae
Product: ectonucleotide pyrophosphatase/phosphodiesterase family member 3
Exons: 24
Coding region: 222-2660 (812 amino acids)
Biological process (GO): nucleoside triphosphate catabolic process
Molecular function (GO): nucleic acid binding; metal ion binding; nucleoside triphosphate diphosphatase activity
Source: RefSeq, a predicted model, not a curated record